Molecule: messenger RNA, 2313 nt
Organism: Lampris incognitus (smalleye Pacific opah)
Lineage: Eukaryota; Metazoa; Chordata; Actinopteri; Lampriformes; Lampridae
Gene: sdhaf1
Product: succinate dehydrogenase complex assembly factor 1
Exons: 2
Coding region: 820-1068 (82 amino acids)
Biological process (GO): mitochondrial respiratory chain complex II assembly
Cellular component (GO): mitochondrion
Source: RefSeq, a predicted model, not a curated record
CCGCGAGGUCGAACAGAGGUGGAUUCAACUGUCAGCCGGAAUCGCUACAAAGUGUCUUCGGGAUAAAGCGGCUCGGGGAAGGACGGAUUUCCCCUUUAACACGAGGGGGGAAACAUGUCUGCCUUACUUGAACAGGUGAGCCCAGGCCAAAUCACGCCUACUUUCCUCCCUUUCAGCCAAUCACAGCUUCCCUCUACAUCUGCGGUCCUUCACUGUGGAAACAAUAUGAGACGGGGACAUCGUCACAUUUAGAAAACUGGUUUGUGGACAACAGAUCUGUCUUUAUCUAUGACUGUGUGCUGGAGCCAUCUGAAUCCAUCCACUGGUCCAAAAAAACAAGACUACGACUUCUCACGCGUAGGUUGGCCGUUGACACUGGACCGUUGUCUUGAUGUCUGCUGCUUUUCGUCAUUUUGGCAGAAAGCCAGUCUGGGGUUGACUCAGUGAGAUCUAUUGUUAAAAAAACCCAAAAACAAACAUUUUGGAAGGGAAGGCCUGUAAAUUUGAGUGGUUCAGUGGUCACCAACCCUGCUCCUGCAGAGCUACCGUCCUGCCGGUUUUCACUCCAACCCUAAUUUGACACACCUGAUUCAACUACUCAAGGUCUUGUUAAGUAGGUAAUCGGUAGAAACAGUUGUGUUAAAUCAGGGUUGGAGUGAAGACCGGCAGGACGUAGCUCUCCAGGAGCAGGGUUGGUAGCUCUCCAGGAGCAGGGUUGGUAGCUCUCCAGGAGCAGGGUUGGCAGCUCUCCAGGAGCAGGGUUGGCAGCUCUCCAAGAGCAGGGUUGGUGACCACUGCGCAGGCGAUAAUCUCGGGCCAAUGGUUCGCCACAGUAAACUGCAGAAACAGGUUCUGGCUCUGUAUCGCCAGUUCCUGCGAGCGGGCCAUGCCAAGCCAGGCUUCAUCCCCAGGAUCCGGGACGAGUUCAGGGAGAACUCGAGAAUCAAGAAGACUGACGUCAUGCACAUCGAGUACCUGUACCGCCGUGGCCAGCGCCAGCUGGAGCAGCUUAAGGACGUCAACACCAAACAGCUGGGCUCCUUCUCCAAACCUAAAGAGGACAGCUGACCAGGCCCUUCGAGGAAACGUGCUUCUAAACAAGAACAAAGUUAUCAGGAAAAACAAACAUAUGCGUUGCGUAUUGGUAUUUCACUCACUGAGAGGGGUACUGGAAAGUUAAAAUCAGUGUUUGCUAACGUAAACAUGGCUCCCCGGAGACUGAGCUCGUCAGUUUAGCUCUCUACCGGAUGUGAUGUCAGCAUCCAUCCUGUCUGCAGUUACACAAUGUGAUGCGCCCAGGUAGCGUAGCGGUCUAUUUCGUUGCCUGACGUGACGAGUACAAGUACAAUGGGGGGGGGGGGGGGUCUACACAAUGUGAUUAAAAACACGUGUUGUACUUUUAAAUUGGGGUUGUCGUCUCCAUGUACACAAAACCUGGUGCCUGUGGACUGACUGGGAAAGCAUCUGUAGCCCCAUCUGCUGGUGGAUUUCAUUUGCUAGUGACAUGUUUUGAUCAAGGCGAGUUAACAUAGUGUACUCAGCUGUUGGUUCUCCAUAUUCAUCUAUAAACCUGCAUUUGGCUAGACUGGUAAAUUUAUAUGAAAGUAUUCGGUUCUGAGAUGACUCACUUUGGCAUCAUAUCUCAGCUACACUGGCAUGGACAGACGUUAAUGUUGGUACACAGGAACCCCGGACAACGCAACAGAGAUCCUCUGGAGGUCCGUGGAUCCUCUUUAAACGUUUGUUUUCACAGGGUGGUGAACUCUCGACACGGUGACCUUUAUUUAGCAAGUUAAUUUUAUGCUUCCAUCCAGAGCCACUUCAUGUGAGAGGCUUCAGAGUCCAUGCAAGGAUAUUCAUUAUUUGGAUAUGGAGAUGUCUGGAUCCAGCUCAGAUGUUAGUCAGAAUGCCAUGUAUAUGGUAAUAGUCACACAUUACUGAUACUCGUAGUUGGUCCAGGUUGUAAACAAGGUUUGUGCUGUCAGUGUCCUCCAUAAUAUCACAGUGACAGCAACAACAUCACAAACAGCUAGUAGUCAACCUCUGAACAGACUGUGGGGCCAGCAUGGUAGAAGAUAGAUGUCACCUGUAGUUCUGCUUGCUGCCAUGUCAUGUAGCUGCAUUUUGCCAUUGGUACACAAGUGGGCCAUGAAUGAUUUAACGCAAUUUAUGUGAAUCUUUGGAAUGUGAAACCCAAAGCCUAGCUAAACCUUUGACCAUGACCAACAGAUUCUUAUAAUGUAGCAUGUCUUGUCAAUAAAACUGAAUAUUCAUCUGCACAUUAUAGUUACAACUAGCCAAUAAAAACUUAAU